CGUUAGCCUUGUCCGUCUCACCUUGCUCGUGCUUCUGUUGCUACCCUCGGCGGAAAAAAUAAAUAGCUUCCAGAACCCCGUCCCCGACCUUUCUCUACCGUCUACACAGCAAAAAUACACAUACACGUCGAGCUUCUUCAACAAUGGUCUCCAUCUCCACCAUCACCACCGGCGGCGUCGCUGCUCUCCAUGUCUACAUCAUGGCGCUGGAAAUGUUCCUCUGGACAACGCCCCGCGGCCGCCGCUCGUUUGGCCUCACGGCGCAGUUUGCUGAGCAGACCAAGGUCCUCGCCGCCAACCAGGGCCUCUACAACGGCUUCCUUGCUGCUGGCCUCGUCUGGGGCCUGCUUCACCCCGUCGCCGACUUUUCGCGCCAGAUCCAGCUCUUCUUCAACGGCACUGUUGUUGUUGCCGGCCUGUACGGCGGAUUGACUUCGUCGAGCCGAAUCCUGUUGGUUCAGGGUGUUCCUGGACUGAUUGGCCUUGCCACUGCCUACUUUUCGCGAUAAGCAACAGCUUGAAUACAAAAUAAUUGGAGCUAGAGGGAUGCAAGGGAAUAAUAUGAGCGUGGAAAAGAGACGGGCGAGCAAUGGAACUAUAUCGGAGCCGUUUGGCGCGUUUUUGUAUAUUGGGCAACUUGUCAAUGGGAUGGGCAUA
Molecule: messenger RNA, 657 nt
Organism: [Torrubiella] hemipterigena
Lineage: Eukaryota; Fungi; Ascomycota; Sordariomycetes; Hypocreales; Clavicipitaceae
Source: the annotation of a GenBank genome assembly